This is a messenger RNA of Nicotiana tabacum (common tobacco), 546 nucleotides long. The record is from RefSeq and is a predicted model, not a curated record. Lineage: Eukaryota; Viridiplantae; Streptophyta; Magnoliopsida; Solanales; Solanaceae.
AUGACUAUGAUGCAGAUCGGCGGUCCUCCAGAGGUCAUUUUGUACCGUACGGGAGAACCGAUGGGCGUAAUAGCAAAGGGUUUCAGUCAUCGGAUAGAUCCUAGCCAGAGAGAUCCCAAUUUAUGUUGUGAAUACCAUGGGACUCACGGCCACAGAACCGGGGACUGCCGACAUCUUCGCGAAGAGGUGGAGACAUUGUUGAAGAAUGGCCAUCUUGGGGAGUUUUUAAGUGACCGAGCCAAGAACAACUAUGGCCGAAGCCGAGACAAUGCAGAGCAUUCGAAGAUAGCAGAAGGGGCACCUCAGAUAACUAUCAAUAUGAUUUUUGGAGGAAACGAAGUCAAUGGGGUAACCUUUUCAUCAACAGAGAAAAUAAAGAUAUCGGUGACUCACAACAAGAGACUCCGGAAAGUCAUGGAAGAUGAUAUCACCUUCACGGAGGAGGAUGCUGGCGGACUUCUUCUGCCACAGAACGACACUUUAGUAAUCUCUCUCAAUAUUUUAGAUUUCAAAAUUAAGCAUGUUCUGGUUGAUCCAGGAAGUUAA